AUGAAAUAAAUAGUUUAUAAAGGAAUUUCUUUAUUAGGGUCUAGAAGCUUGCACAUAAACAAAGAUAUGGUGAACAGAUACAUAGGUUUGUGUGACCAAAGACGUAUCCUCUUCAUGUUUGGUGACAGGGACUUUUAAGCAAUAAUUGACUUUAAAUACAUCAGUGGAAUCCCCAUUUUUUAAAGGAUGAUAAUAAUAUAAAGCAGAUUUUUUUAAAAGAAAAAGGAACACAAUACACCUAUAAAUUUGAAAACACGUCAAGAGCAUUUUGAAUACUCAAAAGAGGCAGUGAGCAAUGAGAAACCAAAUAUCCUAUCAGCCUUUGGGUAAAAUGUACAACAGGUUGAAGCCUUUCUUUGCUGUCAUUUUUUUGCAAUUUGGGUUUGCAGGGAUGGAUAUACUUUCUAAGGUUGCAUUGAACGAGGGGAUGAGCAAUUAUGUAUUUGUUGUUUACCGCCAUGCCAUUGCCACUAUUGUCAUCACCCCAUUUGCGGUCAUUCUGGACAAGAAAGCAAGGCCAAAGAUGACUUUCUCAAUCUUUGCCAAAAUUAUGCUGCUGAGCUUACUUGAGCCAGUCAUUGAUCAGAACCUGUAUUUUUUGGGGAUGAAAUACACAACAGCGACAUUCGCAACUGCUAUGUCCAAUAUUCUUCCCGCCAUAACUUUUCUAAUGGCUUGCUUUCUUGGGAUGGAGAGGAUAAAGAUAAAGAGUAUUCGCAGCCAAGCUAAGAUAGUUGGGACAAUAACCACUGUUGGAGGAGCCAUGAUCAUGACACUAGUAAAAGGCCCAAUUAUUCAGCUGUUUAGGAAAAAAGGAAGCAGCAUUAAUGAACUUCAAAAGGGUGGGGUAAAUCUUCAACAUUCAAUUAAGGGAGCCCUAAUGAUUACAGUUGGAUGCUUCAGCUGGGCAUGUUUCAUGAAUCUGCAAGCAAUCACGCUAAAGACAUAUCCCACUGAGCUCUCCCUCACUGCUUGGAUAUGCCUAUUAGGAACAGCUCAGGGGGCCAUAGUGGCGCUUAUAAUGGAGAGGGGAAAUGCUAGUGUCUGGUCUAUAAGCUGGGACACCAAACUCCUGACAGCUCUUUACAGUGGCAUAGUUUGCUCGGGACUCACUUAUUACAUUCAAGGAGUAAUAAUGAAAGACAGAGGACCUGUUUUUGUGACGGCUUUCAGCCCACUGAGCAUGGUCAUUGUAGCUAUCAUGAGCUCAUUUAUUCUGGCUGAACAAAUGUACCUAGGAAGGAUACUUGGCGCAAUUGUUAUAGUUGCAGGUCUAUAUUUUGUUGUGUGGGGUAAAAGCAAGGAUUACGACUCUCUAUUCCCAUUAACUGACAACCAAACAGCACCAGCUAAGCAAACGAUGGAUCAAGAUAACAAUGGAGAUGGAAUUUCAUGUCAUGAGAUCAUCACCAUCGAUGCAUCUAACAAAGGAACCAUGACCAUAGAGGUACAAAAGUCUGAUAAAGGAAACCAGACCACAGCCUAGCAUACGUGUUUUCUAAAGUUAACAAGUUCAGACAAUUCACAGCUAUAAAAACAGUAGUAGACCUCAUUUUCUGAAGCAUCUUCCUUUUGAAUAAAUUGUUUAUUAAUGGUAAACGAAACUAGUGCCUGAAAGUGAGGCAAGGGAAAUGAGUAUGAUGCAGACCAUGAGGGCCAAAGAAGAAGAAAAAGAAAAUUUUGAAGAUUUAGUCCACUUUAAAAACUGGUUCCACCAUGGAGCUUAAUGGAUUUGAAGAGUUUUUAAAAAGUUAUAUUUAUACGCUUUGGGCAUUUUGGUAAUUCAAUUACUUAGCUCUAAGGUAAUCUCCUCAUUAAGUUGCUAGUGGUGAGCUAUUUGUCUACUACUAAUGAGCUACUUGCAACUUAAUGGGCAACUUACCUCUUAAUUAACCAUUAAGUAACCUAUUCAGUUCUUCUAUGUAAAGAGCUGUAACUUUUCUUUUGAACAAACAGGAGAUGCAAGAAAAA
Camellia sinensis is the source of this 1971-nucleotide messenger RNA. RefSeq names its product WAT1-related protein At2g37460. The record is from RefSeq and is a predicted model, not a curated record. Gene Ontology annotation, molecular function: transmembrane transporter activity. NCBI's taxonomy places the organism in Eukaryota, Viridiplantae, Streptophyta, Magnoliopsida, Ericales, Theaceae. Gene Ontology annotation, cellular component: membrane.